This is a messenger RNA of Lampris incognitus (smalleye Pacific opah), 1866 nucleotides long. RefSeq names its product C-type lectin domain family 4 member M-like. The transcript has 5 exons. The record is from RefSeq and is a predicted model, not a curated record. The coding region runs from base 24 to 1409 and encodes 461 amino acids. NCBI's taxonomy places the organism in Eukaryota, Metazoa, Chordata, Actinopteri, Lampriformes, Lampridae.
UCCUACUUGUGGGAAUCAUAGGCAUGGCAGUCUACAAUUUCGACAAAAUGGGAAACCAACAAAUCAUGUACAGUGCUAUAAGUCAAGGGGAAAAGAUGAAUCAACGUAAUCUCACCGGAGAAACAGUCAAGUUAAAGAGCAGCUAUGACAACUUGUCUACAGAGAGAGACCGGUUACAGAGCAGAUUCAAUUCCUUGACUGAAGAGAGAGACCAGAUGAAGACCAGCUAUGACAACCUGUCCACACAGAGAGACCAGUUACAGAACAGAUUCAAUGCCUUGACUGGAGAGAGAGACCAGAUGAAGACCAGCUAUGACAACCUGUCCACAGAGAGAGACCAGUUACAGAACAGAUUCAAUGCCUUGACUGGAGAAAGAGAUCAGAUGAAGACCAGCUAUGACAACCUGUCCACAGAGAGAGACCAGUUACAGAGCAGAUUCAAUACCUUGACUGGAGAAAGAGACCAGAUGAAGAUCAGCUAUGACAACCUGUCCACAGAGAGAGACCAGUUACAGAGCAGAUUCAAUGCCUUGACUGCAGAGAGAGACCAGAUGAAGACCAACUAUGAAAACCUGUCCACAGAGAGAGACCAGUUACAGAGCAGAUUCAAUGCCUUGACUGAAGAGAGAGACCAGAUGAAGACCAACUAUGACAACCUGUCCACAGAGAGAGACCAGUUACAGAGCAGAUUCAAUGCGUUGACUGGAGAGAGAGACCAGAUGAAGAUCAGCUAUGACAACCUGUCCACAGAGAGAGACCAGUUACAGAGCAGAUUCAAUGCGUUGACUGCAGAGAGAGACCAGAUGAAGACCAACUAUGACAACCUGUCCACAGAGAGAGACCAGUUACAGAGCAGAUUCAAUGCCUUGACUGAAGAGAGAGACCAGGUGAAGACCAACUAUGACAACCUGUCCACAGACAGAGACCAGUUACAGAGCAGAUUCAAUACCUUGACUGGAGAGAGAGACCAGAUGAAGAUCAGCUAUGACAACUUGUCCACAGAGAGAGACCAGUUACAGAGCAGGUACAACAUGCUUGACCGUAAAACAUGUCCAACGGGGUGGAUGCUGUUUGAAACCCACUGCUACUAUGUCACGCCACGUGCUAAGACCUGGAAGGACAGCAGACAGGAUUGUCUGAAUAGAGGGUCUGACUUGGUGAUAAUCAACAGCAGAAAUGAGCAGUCAUUUGUUUUCACGAUGAUCGACAGACCCUGGCUGGGACUGUCUGACCUGGCUACAGAGGGACACUGGCAGUGGGUCGAUGGAUCACAUCUAAGGAAUGGGAUGUGGUCACAGGGGGAGCCGAAUGAAGCAGGAGGGGAAGACUGUGCAGAAGCCUUAAGAACACUGGCAGCAUGGAACGAUGUCUCCUGUUCUGCGGCCCGGCAUGCGGUUUGUGAGAUGUAGGGUCCAGUUUACCCGGUUCUGAUCUGAAAUCAAGACCUCUUCACUCUGCACUGAAGGGAGCAUGCCAAAGCAACAAGAAGCAUUUUCCGGAAACACACUGGGUUGUCUUUGUUCUGAAGCUCAUGGGAGUUUUGAAUAGAAUCGUGUUUGAAAUUAAAUGAAGCCCAAACUCUUAUUUGACAUUUGUCACAAGCUUACAAACAGGAAGGCUCAGUUUGUAAUCACAAUAGUUUUGAAACAUUGUAACGAGCCGCAUUUAUAGUUUACAAAUCUUUAUUGUGUGAACAACAAAGACACCAAGCAGAACAGAUCAGGCGUUUUGGCCACUCUGGUCUUACAAGAUCGAGCAAGUUAAAUGGGGAAUCACGCUGAACCUUGGGGGACAAAGUGGAAAUCUGUAAUAAAAAUGUUGUGUUGUUGUUAUUUUAAAUCACACUAUAGAUGUUCCACUAUGAAA